This is a messenger RNA of Porites lobata, 10540 nucleotides long. The record is from the annotation of a GenBank genome assembly. NCBI's taxonomy places the organism in Eukaryota, Metazoa, Cnidaria, Anthozoa, Scleractinia, Poritidae.
AUGACCGUGGACGUCGUCUCUGCCAAAGUGAAAAAAACUGGAGUAGCAGCACAGUUGAAAUCCCUUGUUAGGAUGAACGCAUGGCGUCGUACUAUAACCUCGUGUGGGUUUUGCUGCUCGUUGUAAGUUGACCACUGACAUGCACAGCCAUCACGUUAGUCUAUAAGCAGUUUAUCACUUACAAAUCAUAACACAUCUUGCUUCUCACUGCAGCUAACUGAGGCACCUCUCCAAAGUCAUAAUGCUUCUACGGACAUCUCUCCAUCGACAAGACCCUCCUGUGCGAAAUACGCGGUAACAGACUUUCGAGAUCUUUUUUGUGUGCGUUUGUUGAUGUGUGCACUUAAAUUCUUAUAGAUUACUGUCCUAUUGUGUUUUCAAAAAUAAUUACGCUGUGCAUAUUCCAUUUGUACUCGUGUUUAUAGCUACAAGAGAACCUUAAUUCCUUCUUGUGGUUGGUGAAGAGAGAUCCACCAGCUUAUUUCUUCGGAACGAUACAUGUGCCGUAUACACGAGUAUGGGAUUAUAUUCCGUCAAACAGCAAGGAUGCCUUCAGGACGAGCCAGUACGUCUAUUUUGAACUUGAUUUAACUAACAAGGCUACAGUGAAUGCACUAUGGAGAUGUCAAAUGCUACCCAAGGGAGGACUUCUUAAGGACGUGUUGCCGCGAAGUAUUUAUCGACGCCUCUACAGGCACUUACGAUAUAUUAAAAAAAUGAUUCCGGUGUGGCUUAGAGACAAAGACGAUGAUUAUCAGCAAGGAAUGGCGCCGUACGCUGACAAGAUAUUUCAGCUUUUGACCAAAGACUGGCAACAAAAGCGACCUAUAUGGGUUAUGCUGAUGGUCAAUUCUCUGACCAAAAGCGACAUUAAAAACAGGGGCAUUCCAGUGCUUGAUCAGUACCUGGCGUCCGAGGCCUCCAGGAACGAAAAGUUCACCGGAGCUGUAGAAGAGGUGGAGGAACAAUGUCGGCCGCUUAAUUCUCUCAACGACACACAGGUUUGUAGAAAAAAUUACAUAAUCCCGCAAAGCUGAUCAUGGGCAAAUGUUUUUCAGACAGAAUGCAGCUUACCGCUGACAAAAGUGGAUUAAAUGAAUUGAAACUAACAACAUUAAAUAUUUAGAGUUAAAUUGCACGCGACAUUUAAUCAGUGAACAUUUCAUUGCCCUUUAGAACGCGCCUUCAAGGGCCUCAUCCCGCGAGAAUUUAUGCGCGUCAUUGAAGCGUGAUACACGUUUUUAGGCUGUUUCCUUGAUAUUUUUCUUGCGUGAGCCGACUGUGGGGUAUAAUUCUAUUACAACGCGUGAUAAUCUGUGUGUCCUCUUGGUGGUAUCCCCUGUUUUGGGGGAAACCUGUAAAAACCGUAUGGCAUUGCAUUAGCUUAGCAGCGAGAUUUUGUUUUUUUAAUGUGUGGACGCGUACAAAAUGGUCAUUGUGUUUAUAUUAGAGGUGUUGUGUGUAUACGGCCGUCACAAACAGUGUUCACAUCUUCUAAAUCAUGUUUUGUUAAUAGGGCUUUUCACUGUAAUUUUAAUGUGAAUUCCUGAAACGGUUUGUCAGGGUUUGAUGGCAACGUGACACAAAACAUCGGAAGGCUUUAGUUUCUCUACCUGGUACCUGAUACUUAAGAGCUAAAAUUAAAUUCGCGUCUCUUCCUCUUUUACCGCAGAACGUGCUCUUUUAGUCAGUUUGUGGGUAAGAGUAUACGUGCGUGAUCAAAUUACCUAGUCUCUUUCAUGUGUUUUCUAUGUUUAGGGUUAUUGUUACGUAAAGCUAAUAAGCUAUAACCCUGUAAUAAAAGCCAUUGGCGAGAUAAAACCGUGAGUAAACCUUGUUCGACUUGUGUCAAUCAAUUAAGUAAAGCGGAUUCCACGCGUGUACGCCAUUUUUCUUCAUUACCACUGGGACAUUCUUAAAGGCGGCUUUUCCUUUCGGUGUCCUCUGUUGGGCUCCGACUACAGUAUCAGUUACAAUGUUGUUUGAUGCAGCUUUUAUCGACUCUGAUAUGAAAACAUCUCGCAUCUUGGGUGUCAUUAAAAUUUCAUUACAAUCACGCCUUCUCUGUGAAAAGAUUUCCUUGCCGCACUUGGGACUAUCAGCUUAAUUACUCUGUUACUGGGGGAACAUGCACUGAAAAUAGACCUGAUCGACGAUUUUAGCGCUAAUACGAUGAAAUCCACGUAGCUUUUCAAUGAGUGGCAGCGUGGUUCUUAUGUCAACAAACUAUUUUGUAGACAAUAGUGUUAAUUAAAUCAAGAACAUGUCCUCCGCCGCGACAGAUCGAGAAAAGGCGUUUUGAUUCACGUCAUAAGGAACGAUGGCAAUCGGUUUUACCUCACCGCAGAGUGAUUGAACUGAUGCCCUUGCUAAUCAUAACGUCACUUUCUUGAAAUACGCAAUUGUGCUGGCGAUAAAGAGAGUUGAAUAGUUGUAUUAAAAAUGAGUCAAGAGAGCCGCAGACGAACAAACAUUUUCCACUUGUACUGAUCACCGUCCAAUAAGUUUUCUCUGUCUCUGGCAACGUGUGAAGCGUUGCAUCGUUUCUCUGGGGUAGAUUUUGGAGCCCAAACUAUGAACUUACACAAUGAGUUUUCCUAUUGUGCUCGCUAAGUCUGUUAUUUAUUCCAUUAGCUUUAUGUUCGUUGACUUAAGCGAUAAAGGGCGGUUCUUUUUGAUGUUUAAAAUUAAAAGGUCUCUUGAUCGGGAAUCGUUCCGCCACUUGCACACAAAUCUGGGCGAGACUUUUUUAUAAUACUAUUUUGAUAAAACCGGGGUUGAAGCUUAUCUCAAAUUAGUUUUAUCUGUUGUUUUUGUUAAACAAGAAAAUUGUUAUUAUGUUAUGUCGAACAACAAUAGCGUUUUUCAAUAAGGUUUGAUUUAUAACGCAAAAAACAAAUUGCGUGAAGGGCUUUUAUCUCGAAUGCGCUCUCUUGCUCCCCGCUCUUGUAACAUUGUUUAAGUAAGAAAGAUGAAAACCUCUCUCCCUAGGACAUUAUUGUUCAAGCACCACCUGCUUAAAAUGUGGUUUUUCGUUUGCUUUCAAAUUUUAAAAGAACGUUGUCGUGUGGCAACGCAGUGUCAUAGAGAGAUAGAGGAAAACAAGAAACAAAAAAUAGGCCAAGAACACGAUUUGGCUUUGUAUUUAAGGCAUUUGUAUACGGGAAGCCCACGUAUGACAAGAAAUGUUUUUAUGUUCCGAACUAACAAACAUCAUUUUGUUAUGAUUUCGUUUAAAGGCCUGUUAAUGCGUUCAUGGAAUGAUAAGGUAGUCUUAGAGCGCGCAAAUGUGGCAUUAUAGUAACUGAAUUGACCAUAUUUGCAAACUUGUUAACAAGAACCUAACUUGCCCUCUUUUGUAAGUUGAACCUCAGGGCAUAAAACCCCGAUAAUUUAGUAUAUCGAGAAAGAUAAAAUGCGUAAUCGAUUCAAUACAUACAUCUGCAUUUUGAAGAUAAUCUUGAAUUUUGAGAAAUCAAACGAACGCGAAAUUGUUUCCUCUUUCUAGACUUUGCUAGACUGCAAAACUAUCACGUGCUAUGAUAACCAAACAACCUCAAUUAUACAGUUGUCUUAUAUCAUUAUCCUCAAUGAACUUAUGUCAUUGAUAUACGGAUUCCUUUCACGUUUUUAGGUGACUGCAUGUUCUUGAUUCAUGGGUUUUGGUAAAUUGGGUUUUAACUAACUAUGAGUGUUACAUUUAUCCCAAAUGAAGAAGUAGUCGCCGUCUUUUGUAUUUUCUGGUCUGUCUCCCCAUAUAUAUACAAGAAAUCAAUGGAGAUAAUAGUCCAGAAAAGAGAUAAGACUUCAGCAGUAUCAGUAAUCCACGUUUAUUUGCGGUCUACCGAUUUAAUCUUUUUGUUAGCCAAGAGCCAUUUCUCCUAUAGCCGAAGCAUGAUUUGACAAAAAUUAUUUCGCAUCUUUUCUUCAACGACAGUGAAUUCUAGGGAAAAAAACUACACUACAGGGAAAUUUUCAUCCGUCAACGGUUUUUGAUUUUAUACUUAACAGCAAGCAAACUUGAAAAUCAUGGAAAAGACAGUUUGAUGAUCUCUCUGUGAGAAAAGACAUAAAAAGGGGAAACAUUUAGAACCAUAUUACCGUACCGCUAUUUUAGGCGUCAGAAUUUGAGGACGUGCAUGGCUGCAUUUUUUUACCUUCCGUCCUGACCCGUGUUCAAUAAAUUUAACAUUAUUUUUCAAUUUACACGAUGUGUCUCAAUAGAGCUCAGAGUCCAAAUUCAAAAAAAAUUCUGAUGUCUACCAUUCAGCAGGUUGUUUCAAAGAAGUCCGAAAGUUUUUUUUGCAGAAUUUUGUCUGUAAACUGUAAGCCAUCCAACCCUAAUUCACCACAUUUCACCGCCAUCAAAACAAACUUACGUUGCAGAAAUUUAGUUAGAACGAGAAAUUAUAGAAGUGGGUUGUUUUUUUUGUUAUUUUCAGUAAGUUUAUGGCGUCAGACACACUUGAUCCGGUUCAUUACAGCGCGUUAUAACGGUUUUUUAAGCCGCAAAGUCAAUACGAGGGAUCAUUAAGUUGGUCAUUCUACGUUCUCCAAAUUUCUAAAAUAGAAAGUCAUAACUCAAAAUUAUCUCCUCUGUCUCAUUCAGUAAUUAUUUAAUGGAAUAACAUCAUCUGAUUUAUUGCCCAUACAGGCGCCUCACUUUCCAACCAUGCGGCCCGCCUAAAAAUAAAUCUUCUAAAAAUGUGUAAAAACCCCUCUUGCCUGCUAAAAGUGAGAAGAAGUGUUCAUUUUGCUCGGUUUCUCCUACAGUAAAUUACCAGGGGACGUGAAAUGGAAUGCUAACUUUCGAGUCUGUCUUUUUGUUUCUCGACAUUUGGUCAAAAGUUUCUCAAAAAUUUGGAUCGUGAGUAAGCGUUAAUGGCCUGGCAAGAUUAUCUGUUGUUUUGUUCUGGCUACAGACGGCUUCUGUAACCAACCCGCGGCCGCAAAUCUUCUAAAGUGCUUAAAGUUUUCGGAACUUUAUUCCCGCAAUGUAAUUUUACCCUCUCGGAUUUGUUAGAGAAUCAUGCCAAUGUCAUGUGUUAACAUUUGACUCUGUGGACGAAACCUUAAGGUGCAACCAUUCAGCGCGGCAGAUGAAGGAGGUCGCUCCAGUACUUUCACAUGGUGUUUUUGUUUUUCAGCAUUAUACGAAAAUAGAUUUUUUUUACCGCAUUUUUAUGUGGGCACUCUUUAACUGAGAGCGAAUACUUAAGUUGAGUGUUAACGCUAAUCACAAUGUAUUUUUGGGCCACGUCCAGGGGUAAUCGUGCAGAUUCGAGAAGAUGCGCCAAAUGGGUCUAUUAAUUGAUUGAUUUUUUGUGACCGCGUGUAGUGAGUCGGCAAAAAAGUUAAUGGACUACUGUCAGAGAAAUUCUUGUCAUACUUUUAUUAAAAUUAUCUUUUCUCAUAAAAAACGGCGCUUUUCGAUGACACAGAGGUGAAGUUUUCAAGACAAUUCUUGGACGAAAAGAGAACGUUUCUUUUACACUAGAUAUCAUAAUAUUCCAUGAAAAGAUAACGAAACUCAGUCAUCUUGCAAUCCUUGCCUUCUUCCCGAAGUCAACCACAGCUUUUAAGAGUUAACGUUACAUAUGACAGAGAUACUUCUAAACAAAAGGAGACACUUUCUGUUGUUGCAAAUAAAUCUCUGGGCUGCCGCGUUAGUCUGAGUUUUUAAAAGCAAGGGCGUGGUUUUCGAGGGCCUCAAAAACCAAGCCUUUACACUUCUCAACUUCUCAAGAGUAAUGCCUCAUUAGCAAGAACUUGUUUACAACUCUACAAGAGUAUGCGGUAGAGUCGUACAUGCAAGCAUGUGAACCGCAAGACAAAUAAAAGAAGUGUACUCCGCCCUCCAGAUGAAUUAAUGACUGUAUAAGUUCCGUCAGUUCAGAGGUUAAAGUUAACCCGUCACGUGCGAAAUAACCUCGUAAACAAUAUGUUAACGAUUUUUUUUUUUAGAUACACAAUAGGUACUUUUUCAACUUUUAAGAAAGACUUUUUCUUUGCGGUUGAGAUAUCCCGAAUAGGAUUAUGUCCUUUUCCCUUGUUACGAGCUGCACGUCCCAAUAAGCAACUUCUUGACAAUCUGAAUAAUCGGCGCAUUUGCAAACGAACGCGCCCGGCUCAAAAAUACCUUAGUUUGUAAGCUUGUAAUGUUAUAACAGCUGUCCGGUACAGGGUGAAAAUAACGUAAUAUAAAGUUUUCUCUUUUGCCUCUUCUCGUUGUAGGUUAUUUUUGCUUUGAACCAAACACUAAACUUCCAAGAAAAGUUACGGGUUGGCAAGGCAACAUUAGCAUACACGACAGAUGACUUAAUAGAUCACUACAACUGCGGUGAUUUGAACACGGUGUUGUUUUCCACGCAAACAACGCGGCUGGCAAACACGAAUUCUAACUCAACUCUUAAAGAACUGGAAAUGCAGGCUACCAGAGACAUUGAUAAAUACUUCAAGACUGAACUUAUCUUCAAAAGAAAUGAACUCAUGGCAAAGAGAGUUAUUGAUCUGUUAAACAAACACCCGGAGCGGAAUUUCUUUUUCGCGUUUGGCGCGGGUAAGUGCUUCAUCAACAUUCUUCACGAAAAGCAAAGACUCCCGUUGGCUACCUCAGCAUCAUGUGACAUCUUACAAUGUAACCGUUUCCCGCCAAGACUCUCCCGAAAGUUGCUCUUCAGAGUAAAAUAAUUCUGAUACUUUGAGAAAACUUUAUGCUAAAAUUUAGCCAAGAAUGUGAAACUUGGAGAAGCACACCAACUUGGCUGGUCUUGUCUUUGGUUGAGCUUUCAUUCAAAUGUGGGCUGCCAAAAGCUAGUUUCAUCCACAAAGGCGCCAUUCUCUUUCGGAACCUUUUAAACUCCUUAAUGGUAGCAAAUGUGAAAAAUUCGCAAAAUUUUAAAUUGCUUUUGUAAACUCCAGAGAAAUAAACAGAGGUUUCAUUUGUUUGGCAACGCAACAGGAUUGCGUCCACCCAUUUAAAAGUAAGAGUGUCCUGCCCCCGUUAUGUCUGUCGAUUAAGUGUUACCUGUUGGUACUUUUGCAGGGCAUUUUCUUGGAAAUCACAGCAUUAUUGAUAUCAUGAAACGCGAAGGAUUUACAGUAGAUCACUUAGGACCCAACCAGAAAUUGCCAAGGUAAGAAUUGUACAGUUUGUUCUGCAGUAUCGAUACUUCUUGCAAUACCGUGUGACUGCGUUUUGUGAUUGGCUAAAAUAUGUCCCGCUACUAUUUUAUCCAAUCAGACGUAAACCCAACACCGAAGUUCGCCGACAUUUCCCGCGCCAUUUUCACGCCCUUGACACAUGCAGGCUAUAAGGAGAGGCCGUAAUUUGCUCAUAUUGCGUCUAGCAUUUCGGCGACUUUCAUUUAUAAAAGGCCUUAUUCAAACAUACUACAUAUUCGUGAGGGCGCGAGAAUGAACAGGAAAAAUAUUCUCUGAAUCUGUAAUAUAUUUGUAAAUCGCAGGAAAACGCCGAUUUUAUUAAGAGGAUCGAAUAAUGGCGAUUGAGAUUUGUAUUAACUACUGACUGAUCUUUCUUUCUGCAAAUGUUUUAGUUAUACACCAUCGAUACCUCCUCAUCUCAAGCCAAAGAGAAAACUAAGAAAGUGUCGCAAAAGACACAGAAAAAGAUACUGUAGAAGAAAAAGGAAAAGAACGAAUUUUCGUCGCGUAAAGCUUGUGCUUAAAGUCACGAACAAUCCGACACAAAAAAGGUGAGUAGUUACUGUUGCACUUAGUUAUCUUGCUUAAUGUAACGAAGGCAAACUGUUGAAUAACAAUUGUCUGGUCAUUAUGAUUUGUGGUUAAAAAAAUUUGUGAUAAAUUUCUUUCCCGGAGAUGUUACGAAAACUAACGAUUGUCAAUAAGCAAUGUCAGUUCUGAAAAUUAGCUAACGUAAUUCAACAUGCGUUCCAACAUGCUUUUCUGAGAUAUGAUAGAUCAUUUGGCAAAGUACAGGAGUAUACGCGGCUGUUUUGAACGAAUGGAAGUAAUAAGAAAUAAACUGCACUUGGCAGAGUACUUGCAUGUGUAAGGUAUAACAGCCUAUUAGUUUAUGUCAGGAUAUCCGUAGACGAAAGUUUCUCAUCGUGUUUGAUAUAUUGCAUCAAACACGAGAAAAGUGUGUUUCUAGGAUUUACAAACAUUGAGUAGCUUGAAAUACAGCCAUCUUCUCGAGUCGGGAGUUUGCGCUUCGAAAUCCAGGCUAAUUUAAAGUUUCUUUAUCUGACUUUCAAGCUUUUGGAAAUCUAAUGAAACAUGCUUUCGCACGCUUGGCAAACCUUUCGCAAACCAUGUAUCGUUAGUUUAUGAAGACACUCAAACGAAAGUCGAUCUUAGUUUAAUUUGUAACUGUUACGAUCAGCCUUUCAGUUGACUUUCACGGUAAGAGACUUCCUCCAGUUACCGUUCACGAGUGAAGCGAGCGAGGAGCGCCAGACACGCGCGACGGGAGAAGGCGCCUUUCCCGUCGCGCGUGUCUCACGCUUCACGCCCGCCUCGUGCUUCGUUAGCUAGAAAAAUGCGGGAAAAUAGGGCCUGUUCUGCUGGCUAUGUCGCUGCAAGAUCUGUAGUGUAUGAGAACCAAGGUUAAUAUCCUCUUUUACUCAUUCUUUUUUUAUCAGAGUCGAUUCAAGUAAAAAGCAGGUAACCGUCAAAGAAGAUCUUAGCAGUGGUACGUCCCUUCCUAUUCUACCGACAUCAUCGGCCGUGAAUAUUAGAAGCAGACAAGUUUUAAACACAGCAACGCUACUGUGUCUCCUUCUGUGGUGUUUAAUAAGAGAACUUUUAUAAGAGCAAUUAAAUGCAUACGUUCUGGAGAAACGCAAUUACAUGUAAAGAGGGAUACGUCGAGCCUGACAAAGUUCCUCCCAGGCCAACAAGAGAAAAAUUGUUCUGAGUGAAUCUCGCCAUCAGAGACAAAGAAGUGCGUCCGAAAAGUUGUGUAUAACACACUGAUGUGGAUAACACAUGGAAAUACAGAGAACAAUAAAAAGACAUGAAAAAACACCUAACCUUUUUCUAGUCCGGUAGACAAUUUUCGCCUAUGUGAAGAAUACGUUCAACAAUAGAGAACUACAUGGUUUAGCUGGUAGACCAUUCCAUAUUGCGUUUGACCAACCAGGACAAUAGGGAACUUAAGCACCAGACGUUCUUGAUUCACGAACAGCAUGGCUGGCCUCGCAGAACUGGAUCGAGGACGCAGUUUGCGCGACAAAUAAAAAUCAUUAGGCAAAACAACGUGAAACCAUCACGAACGCCGACGGAAUAAUUCAGUUGAUAAUGUCUUUCAAAGAUUUGCGUUAAGUUUUGUUUCUCUCUUACGAGGAAAACAUGAUUUCAGACGAGGAAUUUCUACUUUUGUAUGACGAAAACUCUUCUAAGAACACAGAAUUUGAACCUCUGGUUUCAACGUGAGAACUCGCGUGUUUACUGUCCGUGACCGCAUUGACAUGCGCAGUGGCUAUCAUGCUGCAAAAAUACUUCCGGUUGGCGUCCGUGGUUCUAACAACGUCUGGUGCUUAAGUUCCCUAAUGUUUUUUCGACACAGACUUAAGCAAACUUAGGCCGGGUUCAAACGUCGCAUUUCACAUGUAAAUGAGGGAGAACAAUGGAUUUUCCUCAAUAGCAUUAAUUUCGGCACAUGUGAAAUGUGACGUUUGAUCUGGGCCUUAGCCAAAUUACAAAUCAUUCAUGUAAAUGAUAUUUCAAACACGGGAAAUGUUUGAUCUGACAUCCAGGCACCAAAACUGGUUCAAAAGACUCCAGUUUAAGAUAUUAAAGUAAGAGAAUUUCGUCAAAGAGGAUCAUUUAAGAUUAUUUAACUCACUUUUUCUAAUUCAAAAUGUUUUUCAGACCUUAAGUUGGAUGUGUGAUGGAAACUACAUAACAAUACUAUAAAUAUUUAUUUACAAGGACUCAAAGGAGUCAAAGAUUACUAAACAAAUUGAUUUUCCUGAUAACAAACCAUUUAUACUAAAUCAAUUCUACGACAACACAGCUGGCAUGUUGAGAGGAAAACAUCUAUGGAGACAAGUUUUACAUCUAUACAUAAACGUAUUUGCUUGAAAGAGUUCACCCCAAUUUUCUUUUAGAUUCCAAAAGUCCUUCAAAACCCCCCAAAACAUCUUUUAUAAAGGAAGGCACAAUACUUUCUGACAGUGAAGAAGUACUCUUUUUCUACAACUAAGAGAGGAAGAACUAUUAUCACUCUACAUUUCUAGUUUGAUAUAACUAUUCUUGGAAUAAUCAUAUCUGGAGUUCAAGGGCUCGAUUAGAUGAAACGUACCGGUAGUGCCAGAUUUAACUGCUAGGAUCUGACUUUCAAAUAAAGAGUUUGACUGGGUUGAACCUCAAAUAAAUGUUAGAAGUUAUGUCUGAUGCCAGGUACCUCCCAAAAUGCCUUGUUCUUACUUAGUGGAGUAGCACUAGUUUGUACUCUAAUGGGCAGCACUUCUUCAAGUAAAUACAAGUACUGGUAAUGAAAGUUGUUUUCCACAGCAUUUGUACAGGGUGUAUGUAUUACUUAGUUCAACUAAUG